Molecule: messenger RNA, 1701 nt
Organism: Neohortaea acidophila
Lineage: Eukaryota; Fungi; Ascomycota; Dothideomycetes; Mycosphaerellales; Teratosphaeriaceae
Product: O-methyltransferase-domain-containing protein
Exons: 1
Coding region: 206-1669 (487 amino acids)
Molecular function (GO): O-methyltransferase activity
Source: RefSeq, a predicted model, not a curated record
CUGCAGCAAAAUUUUUGUGCAUCGGAAUGAUUGGGAAGUGGUCGAAGUGCUCCACACCACACCGCAACGAAUGAGACCUUCAAUGCCUGCCUCUCCUGUCGCGCAUGCGCAUCACGAAAGAUAAGUAGAGCUCCCCGCUGCUUUCAUACCUCACAUUCCCCUCUGCGAUCUUCCAUUCCUGUCCACCAUUUCAAUCUCAAUCAUCAUGGACUUCAGGAAUCCCUUUGCCAGCAAUGGCAUCAAACCCUCCACCACACCGAUCAUUGUGUCCCUCGCCGAAGACAUUCUGCACUGGGCCCACAUCAUAGCAGAUCACUUCUCCGACAACAACCUACCCCAGCCGUCUUUCGCCCUCGACGGCCCAGAUGACUACCCCACCAACCUUCCCAUCAACGUCCAAGACGCCCGAAUCCAGCUCCGAGCAGCCACAUCCUUCCUCGCAGCCCUCGCCGCCGGACCGAAAGCAAACAUCAUGUGGACCGUGUGGAACUACCACGACAUCUCCACCCUCAUGUACAUCAACCACUUCCGCAUCGCCGACGCCGUCCCUCUAACCGGCAGCAUCUCCUUCGCCGAUGUCGCCGCAGCGACGAAAACGCCGGAGUCCCAACUCAAGCGUAUCCUGCGCUACGCAGCCCUCAACCACAUCUUCGCUGAGCCGGAGCCAGGUCGCGUUGCGCACACCCCGGCCUCCCGCCAGCUCGUCACCUCUCAGCAUGUUCAGAGCUGGAUUGGAGUGCGGACGGAAGAGACGGGCCCCGCGUCUUUCAGCCUUGUAGCGGCGACAGAAAAGUGGGGCGGCGAUGCGAUGGAGCGAGAGCAGACGCCAUACAGCCUUGCGCACUGCGAUGGGAAGCUCUCUCGGUUCGACUACCUUGCUCUACCCGGGAACCAGCAUCGGGAAGCUCGAUUUGCGAACCUGAUGAGAGCGUUGCAGGCGACUGAGGGCUAUAAACUGGAUUACACGGUGCAGGGAUACAACUGGCAGGAUCUCGGAGACGGAGCCACGGUGGUCGACGUUGGAGGCAGUAUGGGAGCAACAGCGCAAGCCAUAGCGCAGGCGACAAACUUGAACUUCAUCGUGCAGGAUCUGCCAGGGGUGGUGGCAAAGGGACGCGAGGCGCUACCAGCGGAGUUCGCAUCACGCAUCGAAUUCAUGCCAUACGACUUCUUCGAGUCAACGCAGCCCGUCCCGGACGCCGCGGCGUACGUUUUCCGCCAAAUCUUCCAUGACUGGACGGACAAGUACGCCGCGCGAGCUCUCCGGAACACGGCGAGCAUCCUGCGAGCCGGCCAGAAGCUCAUCAUCGUCGACGUGGUCAUGCCGCCUCCGGGAUCCGUGAAUGCGCACAUUGAAACCCAGCUGCGGCGCUCGGAUAUGGAGAUGAUGGUGCAGUUUAAUGCGCUCGAACGGGAAGCGGCGGACUGGGAGGCAUUGAUUAAGAUGGCGGAUGAGCGGUUGGAGGUGACGAGUAUUAGCAAGCCGCCUGGCAGCCACAAUAGUAUUGUUGAGGUCGUGGUUGGUGCUGGAGGUUUGGCAAAGACUGUUGAGAAGAAGCCGUCUUUGACCUAUGGUCGGAGGGGCUCGCUGUUGUAUGCGGAUACGAGCGAGAUGGGUCCGAGCCGGAGGGAUUCUCUCACGUACGUCAACACGGUUGGGGCGGCGUAGGGCACUGGUCGGUUGAAUAAGUUGCCAGCAAC